UCUAGUUUAACACAAGAGACAUAAUUGUGCAGAGGGGGGCAAGUUUGAUCAAAAAAGGGGAGACUGAGGAACUGGAGGGGUUUGCAGGGUGGGGCACUGGUAUAAUUAAGUUCUAGUUGGAAAGGUAGAAGACAAACACGAAUAGAAGAUUCUCUUGCAGGAGCAGUUUGUUCAACAACUGUCUGAAGAAAGUAAAAAAAACUUGGCUGGGUUGAAACUUCUGUGGUGCGCUCUUUCUCGUCUUUGAGAUUAAUUGGUUUAAAUCGGAUUUUGAAGAAACAUGCCGCCUUUCCAUUUUCUUCUUUCGCUCUGCAUGAUGAGGCUGGUUUUGUGCUCAGCACCACUUGGGGAAGUUUCUCCCCAAGAUCCAAUUCUGACCAUUGGCUCUUCACUGACUGCCACUUGCACUGUAAGCCCGGAGGCAAAUGUCGACUCACGGGAUCUCUACUGGACACUGAAUGGCCAGAAGCUUCGCUCUGAACUCUACACUGUGGUGAACAACACUGCGCUGAUGGUGACCAUGAAGGGACUGAAUGGUUCACAGCAACAGUCUGGUGACAAUCUGGUGUGUCACCGAGCAGACGGGAGAAUUCUGGCCGGGUCCUGCCUCUAUGUUGGUCUUCCCCCCGAGAAACCUACCAACAUCACCUGCUGGUCCAAGAACACCAAGGAUCUCACCUGUAAAUGGAGCCCAGGGAGUCGGGGAGAAACCUUUCUUCGUACAAAGUACACACUAAGAUACAAGUUACGGUGGUAUGGCAAAGAGAACCAGUGCCAGGAAAUGGGCACAGCCGGACCAAACUCCUGCUACAUCCCCAAGGAUCUGGCUCUCUUCACCCCGUAUGAAAUCUGGGUCGAGGCUUCAAACAAAUUGGGCUCAGCAGCUUCAGACAUCAUCUCUCUGGACAUUCUGGAUGUGGUCACCACUGAUGCCCCGUCCGACGUUCAGGUGAAUCGUGUUGGUGAUCUUGAGGAUCAGCUCAGCGUCUGUUGGAGCUCCCCGCCGGCCCUGAAGGACUUCCUCUUUCAAGCCAAAUACCAGAUCCGUUAUCGUGUGGAGGACAGCACUGACUGGAAGGUUGUGGAUGACAUUGGAAACCAAACCUUGUGCCGACUGGCCGGGCUGAGACCAGGGACCGUGUACUUUGUGCAGGUGCGGUGUAAUCCAGUUGGUAUUUAUGGGUCCAGGAAGGCAGGGAUUUGGAGUGAAUGGAGUAUCCCCACAGCUGCCUCUACUCCCCGCAAUGAGCGAUCCAGCAAUACUUGUUACCAGAAAAGUGGGGAGAGUGGCUCAAACCUGAGACGAGAGUUGAAGCAAUUCUUUGGCUGGGUGAAGAAGCAUGCCUAUGGAUGUACAGCCCUCAACAUCAAACUGUAUGACCAAUGGCGUGUGUGGCUGCAGAAGUCCCACAAGACACGCAACCAGAAUCAAGAAGUCUCUGUUUUUAUUGGAUCACAGGAGGAUACUCCCGCCCGGUAACUCCGGAGAUGACAUCAUCCAAAAGAAAAUGCUCCUGAUGCACACGGAAGAUUGCCAUAACAUCAUGAUCAUUAAUCUAGAAAUAUGGGAAAUGGCAGUUUCUUGGUUCACACUGUUACUGACAAAGUAUAUUUAGACCCUGGUUCGUGAAUAAAAUUAAAGGAGAUGAAAGGGUAGCAGGUGUUAAGUCACAAACAUUUCACUUUUGGAGUAUCAGGACAAACUUAUACUUCAAUUGGUCUGUGUUCUGUUUUCAAUUUUAAUUAGCUUCUUAUUUCAGUGUCAAGAGAUUUGAGGUUCUUAGUUUCACUACUGAUUGAUACGACUACUUGACACUUCUUGAAAUGCCUGAAUUUGUAACUCGAUGCUUCUAUUAAUCCAUGUUUUCUCAAUCAUUCUCUCCACUCCUUAUUGCUGUAAUCUCCUUCAGCUCGCCAAGAUCUCUACACAGUUCUGGCCUCUUAUUUAUUCCACCAGUGAUGGUUGUGGCUUCAGCUACCCCAAACUUCUGCCUUCUCCUAUAAAAUGUUCCUUAAAAUCUCUCUCCUUAGCUAAGCUUUAUAACAUCGGUCCUAGUAAUUCAUACUUGUCAUUAUUUUUGACUGCUAAUGCUUCUGUCAACGACCAUGAGUGUGUUUACUUUGUUAAAAGUGCUACAUAAUUCAAGUAGUAGCUUUUGCUGAACAGCUCAACAUUCAGAGGACAAUGCAUCCAAAGCUCUCAAGUAAAUUUGAGCCAGAUGGAUCAUUGAAAAAUUCGGUACAGGUAACAUUAUCUCCUACAGCACAACAAACUGACUGAAUUGACUACUUCCAAAUCAUUUUACUUUUGAAUAAAUCAAAAAUAGCAUUUAAAGCAAUCAAGUUUCAGAUUAUUUGUUUGGAGAAGUUUCUCUGUGAUGUAACAGAAGAACUGAUGUCACCCAUCAUUUGUAGUGGUUCCAACAUACAGUAAAAGCUGUAAGAAAGAAAUGAUCCUGGCAUCUUAUCAGCCAAUUUAAUCUAAUCCCCAUAAUGGAAAAGAUUGCUGAGGGACAGCAGGAUAGGUUUAACAGCAUGUGCCUAUACAAACAGCUGUACCCAGGCUCAGAGCGUGGUGCCACUCUGGACAUCUCCCCAAAAAGCUAUGGCUGUCUAGGCUCAGGAGGGCUUUCGAUGCAGUUUUGUGGAGUAGAGGUACUGAGGAAUGUAAUGCAAAGGCUGGUAACUGGAGUGGAGAUAAAAAUCAGCUGUGGAGAGAAACUAUCAGUCCAGGAGAUCACAUGGACCUAGUGUUGUUUAUAAAGAAAUUGACUUUCUACAAUAUGCCAUCUCUCUUUCAGUUACUUCUAGAAUCUAUCAACCCCCUUUAUGGUCUACAAUUCUUCG
Messenger RNA from Mobula hypostoma (lesser devil ray), 2847 nucleotides. It is a transcript of the gene crlf1b, whose product is annotated as cytokine receptor-like factor 1b. Gene Ontology annotation, molecular function: cytokine binding; cytokine receptor activity. The transcript is spliced from 9 exons. The record is from RefSeq and is a predicted model, not a curated record. Gene Ontology annotation, cellular component: signaling receptor complex; external side of plasma membrane; CRLF-CLCF1 complex. NCBI's taxonomy places the organism in Eukaryota, Metazoa, Chordata, Chondrichthyes, Myliobatiformes, Myliobatidae. The coding region runs from base 281 to 1480 and encodes 399 amino acids. Gene Ontology annotation, biological process: cytokine-mediated signaling pathway; positive regulation of tyrosine phosphorylation of STAT protein.